This is a messenger RNA of Thrips palmi, 1473 nucleotides long. RefSeq names its product soluble lamin-associated protein of 75 kDa-like. Lineage: Eukaryota; Metazoa; Arthropoda; Insecta; Thysanoptera; Thripidae. Gene Ontology annotation, molecular function: acyltransferase activity, transferring groups other than amino-acyl groups. Bases 475 to 1230 code for a protein of 251 amino acids. The transcript has 5 exons. The record is from RefSeq and is a predicted model, not a curated record.
CCAUUUUUUCAUUCCACCGUUCAUCGGACACGCGAAAAAAGGUUUGCUGUCCAUACGCCUUCAGGCAACAAUUUACUAUGGAGUGCACGUGCGGGUGAGGCAGGUCGUCGGAGUGCAAGUGGCGAGUUGCAUAACGUCACACAGCUGACGUGAUAUCAGCAGGUUGGAGGCCUUAUCAUGAAAAAAUAUAUGUUUGAUAAUAGAAAAUGAGAUGGAGCCAGUGCGAGGUGCAUUGGCCUUACUCUCCUUUUCUUUUUAAGGCCCAUAUGUAACAUGUGAUGUGUGAUAUAAUUUGUCUCAAGGUCAGCUCUGUUGCUGAGAGUCCUGUUACUAAGUCCUGCCUGGGCAUCCACUGAUAAGAUAAACAUGGCGGUUAUGCAUGAACGAUGAAAGACAAGGAGCGUUCCAUUUUUAGUUUUCAAACUGGCAAUAAAAAGAAAUCAAACUGGAGCAUUGUGAGCUCUUUACUGUUGCAUGGGUAGGAAGGAAGGAGUUUGGGGGGCGGAAACACCCAUUUGUCUCUAUUGCAGGUGUGAGCAGGUGGUGAACAUGGAGGACCCUGAGUUGUCGACAGACACAACUCAAAUACUGCCUGGAAUCGAGGGCAUCCUUUGUCCAACGUGUGGCCUGUGUGUUGGUCUCUACUACGUUCAAGAAUGGAUUCCAGUGAAGCAGUGCCUGCUGGAUCCAGCACAAGAAGAUGGAUGGACCCUUGCUGAGGGACUAUGGGACAAAGCUGUUCACUGGACUCUCUCCCAAGUUGUCUACCGGACAAUGGAGCCGCCAAAUCCUGACUGCAAAGAGGCUUUGUUUGACACACCAGACCCAACAGAUGUUAUCUACUUGCUUUGGGUGGGUGGCAAAGCUGUUGGGUUCUGCACUUUGAAGCCAAGAGGAGCAUUAUAUGAGAAAACUGUAGAGAGUUAUGCCAUGAUGACCAUUGAUACAAUCUUUGUAAGAUCUUCAUACCGCAGAAGAGGUCAUGUUAGAACACUCCUUGAAGCUUUGUCAGAAUCACAUGAUGACCUUGGUUUCAGUCAACCCAUCUCUGACUCCAUGGUGAAAGUCCUUUCAAGGUUUCUGGUGGACAGCAAAGUCCAUAGACGGAGGUUUUGGGAAAUUAGUGGAGCAGGAAAUGAAGGCUGCAGAAAGCUGGUGUGGUACACAAUCCGUCAUAAAUACAUGGCACGAAGCUCCAACCAUGAUCUAGUCAGAAGAAGUAUUAUCUAAGAAAAUGAGAUCUGACACCACUAUGAAAUACCAAAGAUAUUUUCAGGAAUAUCACAGAUUGCCCUGUCUCUGUAAAUAAUUGAAAUAAUUUUAACUGUAGUGCAUGAGUUGAGUCAAGCCCUAAAUUAGGAAAAGUAGUGUACAUAAUGCAAAUCCUAGUUGCCUUCAUAGGAAAAGUUUUUCUUUUUUUUUAAAUGAGCAAAGGUUCUUUACUCUCACAUUGAAUAAAACAAACAAAUUCUG